AUGACUGAAUUGACUCGCCUCAUGCCGAGAUCUACUUCAGUGGAAAACGCCUAUGACUUGAACAAUCAAAUCUAUUACAACUCGACCAGCGACUAUAAUCUUUACCGGUCUUUGGUCAGCAUUCGCUGUCAGAAGGGUACCUUUUUUGAGGACCGACAACUGGAGAAUAAGUUACUCUGUGACCUUGUUAAGGGCUCAACAAAUAGUGUACAAUGGGUUGGUUAUUCGGGCACAUCGCUGCCUCUCCUGAACUGCAUAGGUAAGUCUCUCCAGAUGAAAAAGGAAUUAAUCAAAAUGGCAUUUUAA
Molecule: messenger RNA, 306 nt
Organism: Protopolystoma xenopodis
Lineage: Eukaryota; Metazoa; Platyhelminthes; Monogenea; Polystomatidea; Polystomatidae
Source: the annotation of a GenBank genome assembly